Messenger RNA from Triticum dicoccoides, 900 nucleotides. RefSeq names its product chalcone synthase 2-like. The transcript is spliced from 2 exons. Gene Ontology annotation, molecular function: acyltransferase activity, transferring groups other than amino-acyl groups. Gene Ontology annotation, biological process: polyketide biosynthetic process. NCBI's taxonomy places the organism in Eukaryota, Viridiplantae, Streptophyta, Magnoliopsida, Poales, Poaceae. The record is from RefSeq and is a predicted model, not a curated record. Bases 1 to 900 code for a protein of 299 amino acids.
AUGGGGGAGGGGUGUGUGGCAGGGAGGCUCUCCGUCGCGGGGGAGUCUGCGGCGAGAUCACUCUCGAGAGAAAUUAGAGAGGCAUGUGAUCGAACAACCCACCUUGUCUUCUGCACCACCUCCGGUGUGGACAUGCCGGGCGCCGACUACCAGCUGACCAAGAUGCUCGGUCUAUGCCCGUCCGUGAAGCGCCUCAUGAUGUAUCAGCAGGGCUGCUUCGCUGGCGGCACGGUGCUUCGCCUCGCCAAAGACCUUGCUGAGAACAACCAUGGCGCACGUGUGCUGGUGGUCUGCUCCGAGAUCACCGUGGCGACCUUCCACGGCCCGCACGAGUCCCACCUCGACUCACUGGUAGGUCAGGCGCUCUUCGGCGACGGUGUCGCCGCGGUGAUCAUCGGCGCAGACCCCGAUGUGUCCAUCGAGUGCCCCCUGUUCCAGCUGGUGUCUGCGAGCCAGACGAUUUUGCCCGACUCAGAGAGCGCCAUCGACGGCCACCUCCGGGAGGUCGGCCUCACCUUCCACCUCCUCAAGGAUGUGUCUGGCCUCAUCUCCAAGAACAUCGAGCGUGCCCUGGAGGACGCCUUCAAGCCAUUGGGCAUCGACGAUUGGAACUCCACCUUUUGGGUAGCGCACCCUGGCGGGCUAGCAAUCCUUGACAUGGUCGAGGCAAAGGUAAAGCUGAACAAGGAACGGAUGCGCGCCACCAGGCAUGUCCUUUCCGAAUAUGGCAACAUGUCAAGCGCAUGUGCACUCUUCAUCAUGGACGAAAUACGCAAACGCUCUACUGAGGAUGACCACACCACAACCGGCGAGGGAAUGGACUGGGGCAUUCUCUUGGGCUUUGGCCCCGGAUUCACCGUGGAGACGGUCGUCCUCCAUAGCGUCCCCAUCACUGCCUAG